This is a messenger RNA of Chrysochloris asiatica (Cape golden mole), 4215 nucleotides long. RefSeq names its product tyrosine-protein kinase SgK223-like (gene PRAG1). The record is from RefSeq and is a predicted model, not a curated record. The transcript has 5 exons. Gene Ontology annotation, biological process: protein phosphorylation. NCBI's taxonomy places the organism in Eukaryota, Metazoa, Chordata, Mammalia, Afrosoricida, Chrysochloridae. Gene Ontology annotation, molecular function: ATP binding; protein kinase activity. The coding region runs from base 1 to 4215 and encodes 1404 amino acids.
AUGCACCAGACCAUCCGACUGAACCCUGAGAGCCCGAAAAUGUCUGCCUGCAGUGACUUUGUAGAGCACAUCUGGAAGCCCGGGUCCUGUAAGAACUGCUUUUGCCUGCGGAGUGACCACCAACUGGUGGCCAGCCGUCCCCAGCUCAGAGCGGGCAGCUUGCCUGCUCCACCCCGCCUGCCCCCGAGGCCUGAGAACUGCCGUCUAGAAGAUGAGGGAGUGAACGGCUUACCUUACUCCAAACCCACCAUCGCAGUGAAGCCCACCAUGAUGAGCUCUGAUGCCUCUGAUGUGUGGACAGAGGGCGGCAUGAGCGCCGAGGUCCCGCAGGUCAUCUGGAGACGAGCACCCAGCAAAAUCCCCCUCUCAAAACAUGACGAUGCUCCGAGAGCUUUCCUGAGCAGCUUCCGUGGUGCCCAGAAGCCUGGUGGUCCUUCUUCCCCUGUGGAUGGUAGCUCUCGGUGCCCCCCUGCAUUUGCCAUGGUCGGUUUGCACAAUCUAGACACCCGGGGGGAAAGGGACAUUGCUUUCCACCCGGUGAAUUUUCCCAAUGACAAGUGUGGAAGAGAGGGUAAACCCUCAUUUCCUUUCCAAGAGUUGACCUCUACUCAGGAGAGCUUCCGCCAGAAACUGGCCACCUUUGCAGAGAUGGCAUCGGGCUGUACCAAGGGCCCUGGGUCCUACUCCUCUCCCCAGCCCCUGCAGGAAUCAUUACCAUCAGAGGAUGACAGCGAUCAAAGGUGCUCGCCCUCGGGGGACAGUGAAGGUGGAGAGUACUGCUCCAUCCUGGACUGCUGCCCUGGGAGUCCUGCUGCCAAGGACGCCUCACAGGCUGAGGGCUCCAGACGCAGACCUCAUGGAGGGGACUGCUCACCAGGUUACUGGGACCAGGCGAUGUGUGCUGGACCCCCUGAGGAGAACAAGCAGGUGUUGGGUUUCCUGAGGGAGUGCUGUACCCAGGACUCGGCAGAGCAUCCAUCCCGUCUGGGACCCAAGAAGCCAUCCCUUACCUCAGAGGCUGCCAGCUCUUCAGAUGGCAUCUCAUGUGGGAGUGGCAGCAGUGGCACCAGCAGCCCCUUUGCGCCCCAUCUGGAGAGUGAUUACUGCUCCCUCAUAAAGGAACCUGUGCUGGAGAAGCAGCAGGAAACAGGCUGCCGCAUGGGGAACUCUGGCACAUGCCUUGGGCUGACUGGGGAGACCCAGCCUCCAGACACCUCUAGGGAGACUGAGAAACCUGAACCCAUCUAUGCUGAGAGCACCAAGAGGAAGAAGGCAGGACCAGUGCCUUCCAGACCACAGGCCAAGGCCGAACAGUCAGCACCUGCUCAGGGCCAGAUAUGGACUGCUAACACUUGGGCUCAGAACGCUGCAUGUGCCUGGGGCCAGGACAGGGAGGGGCCAGAUAUACCCACCCAGGUGGCAGCUACCAUCACUGUCAUGGCAGCCCACCCAGAAGAGGACCACCGGACAAUCUGCCUGAGCAGCCCCGACUCCGCGGUGGGGGUGCAGUGGCCCCGUGGACCUGUGAAUCAAGACACUGAGGCCGGGGAAGAGGAGACAUCAGCUAGGCAGGGGUUGAGCUCCAGGGAAAGCCAGCGUCAUGAUGUGGGUGAGAACACACCCAAGGGGAGACCUGCCAUCCCCCCUAAGUUGUCUAAGAGUAGCCCUGGAGGGUCCCCUGUGUCUUCAUCUGCCUCCCCACUGGCUGACCUCAGCGAGGGCACCUCUGGCAGUGUUGUUGGGACCCUACCUUCAUCCAGAGGCCCCCUUGACCCCACUGCUUCCUGCCGUCCAAAUGGUGUCACCGCAAACGACCCUGUCAGGUGCCCGCCCACCACCUCCAUGGUCACAGCUGCCUCCCUGGACCAGAGGCGACCCAGGUACCAGACAGGCGCCUGGAGUCGUCAGUGCCGGAUAGAGGAAGAGGAGGAGGUGGAACCGGAAUUACUGAGUCGAGGCUGGGGCAGAGAAAUGGAAAACGGCACCUCGGACUCCGCACAUUCCUCCACCUGGCACCGUCUCCACCCAACAGAUGGCUCCUCCAGGCAGAAUGGCAAAGCUGGCACUGGGAUGAGCAAAUCGGCCUCGUUUGCCUUUGAGUUCCCCAAAGACAGAAGCAGAAUUGAGACAUUUUCACCUCCGCCCCCGCCUCCAAAGUCAAGGCACCUUCUAAAAAUGAAUAAGAGCAGUUCUGAUUUGGAAAAAGUGAGCCAGGGCUCAGCAGAGAGCCUCAGUCCAUCCUUCAGGGGCGUCCACGUCAGCUUCACCACUGGCUCCACAGACAGCCUGGCCUCGGACUCUAGGACCUGCAGCGAUGGAGGAGCAUCGUGUGAGCCAACUCACUCGCCCCCUAACAGUGGGAAGAAGCUUUUUGUUCCUGUUCCAUUCCCUUCGGGCUCCACUGAGGAUGUGACUCCCAGUGGUGCCCUGCAGCCACCUCCGCUCCCCCAGAAAAAGACGGUGAGUCGAGCAGCUUCUUCCCCGGAUGGCUUCUUCUGGACUCAAGGCUCCCCCAAGCCAAGAGCAGCAAGUCCUAAGCUGAACCUCAGCCACUCUGAAACCAACGUCUGUGUCCAUGAAGAAUCUCACUUUAGCUACUCCUCGAGCCCUGCGAACCGCCACCAUCACGGCUUCUCUUCUGAGCCCUUAGAGAAAACUUUCAAAGGCAAUGGCUACUGGGCCCCUGCAGCAGGACUAGCUGGCAGCAAAAGUGGCUGUGGAAGCCCCAGCCUCCAGUGUAGAGGGGCCCCGUCUGCCUCCUCCUCCCAGCUAAGUGUGUCCAGCCAGGCCUCCACGGCCAGCUCCCAGCUGCACCUCCACAGCCUCCUGAGCAGCAUCAGCAGCAAGGAAGGUACCUAUGCCAAGAUGGGGGGCCUCUUCGCCCAGUCCCUGCUCCGCCUGGUAGCGAAGUGUGAGGACCUCUUCAUGGGUGGCCAGAAAAAGGAGCUUCACUUCAAUGAAAACAACUGGUCACUCUUCAAGCUGACCUGUAACAAGCCCUGCUGUGACUCCGGGGAUGCCAUUUAUUACUGUGCCACUUGCUCCGAGGACCCUGGCAGCACCUACGCUGUAAAAAUCUGCAAAACCCCUGAGCCCAAAGCAGCAUUGUACUGCAGCCCCUCUGUACCUGUGCACUUCAACAUCCAGCAGGACUGUGGCCACUUUGUUGCCUCAGUGCCCUCGAGCAUGCUCACAUCCCCUGACACUCCUAAGGACUCGCUGCCUGCCCUGCCCUCACACCUUCCUGCCCAGGAACAAGACUGUGUGGUGGUCAUCACCCGUGAGGUACCCUACCAGACAGCCGCUGACUUUGUGAGGAACUCAGCCACCAGCCACCGGACUGAGCCGGAGGUUUAUGAGCGCCGUGUGUGUUUCCUGCUCCUGCAGCUCUGUAAUGGGCUGGAGCACCUGAAGGAGCACGGAAUCAUCCACAGAGACCUGUGUCUGGAGAACCUCCUGCUGGUGCACUGCACACCCCAGGCCUCUCAGUCAGCCGCCCCCACUGCCCCUCCCUCCGCUGUUAUUCCUUCCAUUUGCUCCUCUACCACUCUCCCAGCCGGUGUCACCCCCAGUCUCCCAGCUGCCCCGACCUGCCGCGGAGUACCAGGGGAGAAACACUUGUCCCGGCUCAUCAUCAGCAACUUCCUGAAGGCCAAGCAGAAGCCAGGCGGCAGCACCAACCUACAGCAGAAGAAAAGCCAAGCCCGACUGGCGCCUGAGAUCGUGUCGGCUUCCCAGUACCGCAAGUUCGAUGAGUUCCAGACAGGCAUCCUCAUCUAUGAGCUGCUCCACCAGCCUAACCCCUUUGAAGUGCGUGCCCAGCUGCGGGAACAGGACUAUCGGCAGGAAGACCUGCCCCCACUGCCCACCCUGUCCCUUUACUCACCUGGUCUGCAGCAGCUUGCCCACCUGCUUCUGGAGGCCGACCCAAUCAAGCGCAUCCGCAUUGGUGAGGCCAAGCGGGUGCUGCAAUGCCUGCUGUGGGGGCCACGCAGAGAGCUGGUGGAGCAGCCGGCCUCCCCUGAGGAUGCGCUGUACAGCACGCUGCAGAACUGGAUCGACAUGAAGCGGGCUCUGAUGAUGAUGAAGUUUGCGGAGAGGGCUGUGGACCGCCGGCGUGGGGUGGAGUUGGAAGACUGGCUCUGCUGCCAGUACCUGGCGUCUGCAGAGCCCGGAGCCCUGCUCCAGACACUGAAGCUACUACAGCUUCUGUGA